AUUUGAUAAUUUUAAAAAUGUUUUAAAAACCGAAAAGUGAACACUGAGGACAUUUUGUUAAGUUUAAUUAUUUCUUGCAUUCUAGAUAUUUCUUUAACAUUUGAAGUUUAGACGAACUCGGUUGUAAUGGACCAAGAAACUGCUAUGCGCUUACUGUUAAAAGGCGCAACUGCUUUUUUCUUAGAUGUCCCAUCCGGUAUGGAAUUUGGCAUCGAUAUGAUGUCCUGGGCGACUGGUGACAAAUUUAAAGGCAUUAAAAUGAUCCCUCAAGGAAUACAUUUUAUUUAUUAUAGUGCAACAGAUAAGUAUGGUAAUACAGCUCCACGAUGCGGCUUUUUUCAUAAUUUCAAAAAAAGUGAAUGUCUUGUAAGAAAAUGGGAUCCAGACAAAGAAGAACUGUUAAAUGUACCCAGAGAAGAAAUCGCACAAUAUAAAACAAAUAUAUUGAAUUUGGAUCAGUUUUUAGCACCAUAUCCGUUUGAAGAACAAACCAAAUGGAACGGCUUAUCGUCGUUACUAACGGAAAAUGUAAUAACUACACUUUGUCCGGAAACAACAAUAAUCAGGUCGGCAAUGGAGUUGUUUCCAGCAUCUAAAACAGAAAAUGUUAAAAGAAGAAGAAAAUGGGGACCUAUAAGAACUGAUGAUGAUGUAGGAUACGAUCAUCUACCAAAUUUAGUACCUAAAGCUGAGAGUCAAUUUAGAUUUACCGAACCGCCAGAAUGUCAUUAUCCCCCCGGUUCAUCGCUUUCUCAAAUAACUAAACAUUCUCUUGAUUCUUCUUACAUCCUUGAAAAAAUGGCCGAAAAACAUCACAAUGUAAUUGAUUUGCUAGCAGAACUUCAGUUUUGCUAUAUUUGUUUCCUCGUUGGUCUCAAUUAUGAAUCAUUUGAAAGAUGGAAAAAGUUAUUUCAACUAUACUGCAUGGGCAAAGAUGCAGUUGCUCAGAAUCAAGGUCUUUAUGUAAAAUUUCUUUUAGCCGUUCGACAACAGCUAGAUACCGUUCCUGAGGAUUUCUUAGUUGAUAUUGUUGAAAACAAUAAUGUCAUUUAUAAUGGCCUUAAAGAAUUGUUUAGAACUUUGGAAUCUGGUGAUUUUGUGCUUGGAGACGAUCUUAAAGAUGUUACAGUUCAAUUAAGAAGAUUCUUACAACAAAAGUUUGGAUGGGAGUUUAAUGGAUUAGAUGAAGAUGAUGAUGAUGAAGCCCCUGUAAUUAUAAACUUUGAUGAAAAUUAAUUCAAAUAUUUGUGUAUAGUACUAAAAGUGAGUAUUUAUAUAUAAAUUGUUUGAUUUAUUUGUCAAUAUGUAAGAUAACAUUUUUACUGUUUUAACAUUAAUAUUAAUGUGUUUUAGUUUAUAAUGUUCAUGAAUAAAAUUGAAAAAUAAUGUAAACACUUUUAUAUUUAUUUAUUUUUUGUUAAAAUUAAAGAAAAUAAUAUGUAAAUUAAAACUAC
Molecule: messenger RNA, 1454 nt
Organism: Adelges cooleyi (spruce gall adelgid)
Lineage: Eukaryota; Metazoa; Arthropoda; Insecta; Hemiptera; Adelgidae
Product: protein AAR2 homolog
Exons: 5
Coding region: 127-1236 (369 amino acids)
Biological process (GO): spliceosomal tri-snRNP complex assembly
Source: RefSeq, a predicted model, not a curated record